CCGUCUCCGGUGGUUUUCCCCCACCAGCGCUCCCGGGAGGGUUUGGGCUGCCCGGGGACCCUUCAGUGGGACUCCCUGGAGAGAUGCGGGCAAGAGCCCGGGCGGGGCAGCUCCCGUGAGACCCCCCGCCAUGGGUUUCUUCCCCGGGGAGGCCGUGGCGGCGGAUCCCGGCUGAGCCGCGGGGCAGGGCCCUUCCUGCAGCAGGAACCUCCCGAGGAGACGUUUCCUCAGCCACGCGGCUCCAUCGCCCCGACGGGAGGGGACAGGGGUCGCGUGUCCCCCCCUCCAGGCCGUGCCGGGGGCCGGGCAGCCGCCGAGGAGCCCGGCCCCGUGUCUGGUCGAGGCAGGAAACGGGGCGAGUCGGGCCCAGCCCGGCGCGGCGGCAGCGGGAGGCGGCGCCGUGAGCUCCGCGCCCGCCGCAGGCAGAGCGGCCGGGGCGGCCAUGGAGGCGGCGGAGGAGGCGUUGGUGCUGGUGGAAUAUGGCUUCGAGUACCGAGCCAAGGACGGGACCCUGGUGUCCAUCAAACCCAACGAGCGCUACGUGCUGCUGAAACGCACCAACCCGCACUGGUGGCACGUCAAGAGGAGCGGGGACCCCCGACCCUUCUACAUCCCUGCCCAGUACGUGAAGGAGCUGCCCCCCAUCGCUAGCCCGGCCCCGCUCGACCCCUCACCGCCGGGACAUGCCGUGCCAGCCCCGGGCACGGGCACAGCCACGGGCACGGCCACGGGCACAGCCACAGCCUCGCUCCCUCCCCGGCCAGACUACGAGUAUCGGUUCAUCGGCGCCCCCCAGACAGAGGAGCCAUCCAGAGGAUGCUCAGUGCCCAGGAAGGACUCGGUGCCCAGGAACGACUCGGUGCCCAGGAGGGACUCGGUGCCCAGGAAGGACUUCGUGCCCAGCAGGGACUCACCACCAGUGCUCAGCUCUUUCCGGGUGCCCCCGGGGCUGAGCCCCCACACCUCUGAGCCUGUGAGACCCUCGCACUCCCUGGAUGACCUGGCACGGAUGACACGGGCACCAGCUGCUGCCACCAGCGUGGGGGCACACGGGGACCCCCUGGCACGCGCUCAGCCGCUGGGGAAGAGCCGCUCUGAGACCCUCUACCCCCCUGGCAAGGACAAGGACACGGGUAGGAGGUGGCAGCGGCCCAGCCACACGGUUCAGGCGCAGAAGGAGCCCGAGGAGUCACCCGCCCCCAUCUACCUCAACAUCCAGGAGCUGCGGGAGGAGGCGGCUGCGGGGGCGGCCCCGGAGGAGCCCGGCGGCUCGGGGGGGCAGUGGGAGACCCACACGGACACGAGCACCGGCCACUUGUUCUAUUACAACCCCGGGACGGGCGAGAGCACGUGGGACUGUCCGUUCGGGGAGGAUGGAGUGAGUGCCGCCUCCUCCCCCGCCCCCAGCCCCGACGGGCCGCCCUGGGAGCAGCAGCCGGAGGGAGGAGGGGGACAGGGCUUUGGCUGGCAGUGGGUGGCAGGAGAGACGGCGUGGGACCUCCCCAGGCCAGGAGACGGAGCUGGCUGCCAGCAGAGGUACCCUGGGGGCACCCGGUGCGGUGCCAUGGAGCAGAGGCCACCCACUCCAGAAACAGACUAUCCCGACCUGUCAGCGGAUGAACUGGAGGCUUAUUCCGAGGAGAACUACUCACCUGCAGGCUCCUACGAUCAGGGGGGCACUUUCUGGCUGUCCCCCAGGCCCCCUGAGGAGCUGGGCUCACCCCCGGGCUGGUAUGGGCACAGCCACCCCGAGGGGACCGUCUUCUGCCCCGAGUACUUCACCCCCGACACGGCAGUGGCUGGUGGCCGGCAGGAACGGGCCAGCAGCGGCUCCAGCCAGGACAGCGGGCUCUUGGCCUGGCACAGCACCGUGCCAGGGCUCAGGGAGGACAAGCUGAAGAGCCUGGAGAAAGCCGGCGUGCUGAACAGGACCAAGACGGUGGACAGGGGGAAGAGGCUCCGGAAGAACUGGAGCUCCUCCUGGACCGUGCUGGAGGGCAGGAUCCUCACCUUCUUCAAGGACUCCAAGCACUCGGCUGCCGGUGCCUUGCGGCAGCCCAGCACCCUGAGCACCCCCGAGCACACCGUGGAGCUGAGCGGGGCCACGCUGGCCUGGGCUGCCAGGGACAAGUCCAGCAAGAAGCACGUCCUGGAGCUGAAGACGCGGGAGGGCUCCGAGUUCCUCCUGCAGCACGACUCGGAGCAGGUCAUUGUCGCCUGGCACAAGGCAAUCGCCGACGGCAUCAGCAGGAUGGGCACCGACCCCCCUGGCGAGGAGGAGGCUGAGAGCGGGGCGGAAUUCGGCUCCCGGGAAUUCGGCGACGAGAGGAGGGCGGUGCCCGGGCAGGCCGUGGGCAGCGCCAGCGGCGAGAGCGAAUCCAGCAAAGUGCGGAACAAGCUGCGCAAGUUCCUGCAGAGGCGGCCGACGCUGCAGUCCCUGCGCGACAGGGGCUACAUCAAGGACCAGGUUUUCGGCUGCCCGCUGCAGGCGCUGUGUGAGCGGGAGCGGGGCACGGUGCCGCGCUUCGUCCUGCUCUGCAUCCAGACGGUGGAGAGGAGAGGUCUGGACAUGGACGGGCUGUACCGGGUCAGUGGCAACCUGGCCACCAUCCAGAAGCUGCGCUACAAAGUGGAGCACGACGAGCAGCUGGACCUGGAUGACGGGCGCUGGGAGGAUGUUCACGUCAUCACCGGGGCGCUGAAGCUCUUCUUCAGGGAGCUGCCAGAGCCACUCGUCCCCUUCGGCCACUUCGACAAGUUCAUCGCGGCCAUCAAGAUGCAGGACCCGAGCAGACGGAGCCGCUGCGUCCGUGAGCUGGUGCUGUCCCUCCCUGCCGCCCACCACGACACCAUGAGCACCCUGUUCCGCCACCUCUGCAGGGUGACGCAGCGCAGGGAGCAGAACCGCAUGUCUGUGCAGAGCCUGGCCAUCGUCUUCGGGCCCACGCUGCUGCGCCCGGCCAGCGAGGAGCCCCCCAUGGCCGUGCACAUGGUGUUCCAGAACCAGGUGGUGGAGCACAUCCUCAACCACUGCAGCUCCAUCUUCCCCGAGGGCUAAACCCUGCCCCCCGCGCCCGGGGGAAGGACUGGCGGCUGGCACCGGCCCGUGGGCACGCUGCAGGGAGGGGGGGUGGAGCUGCGGGCACCCCGAGUGCCCCCCUGCCAGCCCUGGCUGAGCCCCAGGGGGCUGCGGUGGGGGGGGGUCUCCCAUGGAUGAGGUGGAGCCCUGUGGUUGCUGAUGUGGUGGCCCCAGGGUGGGAGGAUGGAGGUGCCAGGUCGGGCUGUGCCCGUGGGGACGGGGGGCAGGAGCCCACCGCCGUGUCCCCAAUAAAGAGCGCACUGAGCA
Colius striatus (speckled mousebird) is the source of this 3346-nucleotide messenger RNA. RefSeq names its product rho GTPase-activating protein 27-like. Gene Ontology annotation, molecular function: protein binding. The transcript is spliced from 16 exons. The record is from RefSeq and is a predicted model, not a curated record. NCBI's taxonomy places the organism in Eukaryota, Metazoa, Chordata, Aves, Coliiformes, Coliidae. Bases 443 to 3058 code for a protein of 871 amino acids. Gene Ontology annotation, cellular component: cytoplasm. Gene Ontology annotation, biological process: signal transduction; regulation of GTPase activity.